AUGCAUUUUCUGCUGCCAUUACUUUUUCUAUGCUUUUGGAAUUCGAUCGUUGGUGGAGCUAGAAGCGAAGCCGGCGAUUAUCCGUUUGCCGUCACGCUGCAGGUCUAUAACCAAGUCAAAAAAAAAUGGCUCACCGUCUGCGCCGGAUCGAUAAUCGAUCGCGAAUGGGUCCUCGGAGCUGCGAAUUGUUUCUACUUUGGAAGCCGUAGAACUCCCGCCGAUCAGUACCGAAUCGUAGCUGGGAGUACCAGAGUAACUUCGACAAGUACAGACGAUGGAAUUACGCAAGUCAUCCAAGUCGCCGACGUCGUCAUCCACCCGGAAAUGAAAGUUGAUGACAAACCGAAUGAUGAACUGCACCUCUUUAUCUACAACGAGCUUGCAUUAAUCAAGCAAACCCCUCAAAUUCGGGAAAACAGUCCAGAAGUUAUGAAAAAAAUGCAGGCGAAAUUGACCCACCUGGUCGUGUUGGGUGUUCUACUUCAGCCAGCCAGGAGCAUCGUCGGUGGCCAUGGUGUAUCCGUAGACUCGCAUAAUUACGCUGUAGCUAUCCGGACACGUCGUAAUAACCGGUGGCUCACAGUUUGCAGCGGGUCGAUCAUCGACGCAGAGUGGAUCUUGACGGCCGGCCACUGCAUCUCCAACAUUUUUUGGGAACGCGUGACG
Molecule: messenger RNA, 666 nt
Organism: Mesorhabditis spiculigera
Lineage: Eukaryota; Metazoa; Nematoda; Chromadorea; Rhabditida; Rhabditidae
Source: the annotation of a GenBank genome assembly